UUCUUCUACUGCAUCUUCAGGUGUUUUCGGAUUUGGAAAAGAAAGUUGUCCACUUUCACAAUUUCAGUGUUUUGUCACUUUCUUUAUUCCAAAAUGGAGAUCUUCGUUUCGGUGACCACUUGUUGUUGUUGGCCAUGUCAUUUCCCACGUUUUAUCCAGAAGCUGUGCCCUCCUCCAUAGAUUGUGUUUGUUAGUAAUCAAAAAAUUUCAAAUCCCACUAAGAAAAGUUUGUUCCUUUCUCAAAUCUCCAACUAUUUAUAUUCACUUUUUUAUUGAACAAGCCUCUCUAACUUUCUCUUCUUCUUCUUCUUUUCUCCCUUUCUUGUCAUUUUCUUUUAUCUUGCUUGUUCCUCAUGUCUUAAUCUAUAACUCUAUAUCCCUUUUCAGCCAUUAUUAUUCUUAGCUUUUAUUUUUCAACGCCCUCAUGAUAUAUCUUUCUUUUUAUUUGUUUAUUUAAAGCAUUAUUUAGUUUUGGGGUUUGGCAUCAUCUCUGCCUCUAACUCAUCUCCACCGUCUUAACCUCUCGUGACACUUUUUCAGUUCCCUUUCUCACUGUUCAAACUGAAAACCUACUUGCUUUGCUUCUGUCCCUGUGAAAACUUGUUUGGCGUUUAGCUCAAGUUCACAUUUUUGUUGAUCAGUAUUAAAGAACCAAGCAAUGAAUUGUGUUCUGUUGGGCUUUAUUGUUCUUGGUGCUUUUCUUGGUUUACUUUCAGAGGGAGCUUCUACGUCUAGGCCUCGUGUUAUUAAAGUAGGUGCUAUAUUCGGUUUAAACACCAUGUACGGCCAUACUGCAAGUCUUGCUUUCAAAGCUGCUGAGGAAGAUGUCAACUCUGAUCCUAGCUUCCUCGGUGGAUCAAAGCUCCGUAUUAUGAUCAGUGAUGCUCAACGCAGUGGUUUCCUUAGCAUCAUGGGAGCAUUGCAGUUCAUGGAGACUGAUGUAGUGGCUAUAAUUGGUCCACAGACAUCAAUCAUGGCUCAUGUCCUGUCUCAUCUUGCUAACGAGCUUACUGUUCCUAUGUUGUCAUUCACGGCUCUUGACCCUACCCUCUCUCCACUCCAGUUCCCUUUCUUUGUCCAAACAGCACCUAACGAUCUCUUCCUGAUGCGCGCCAUUGCAGAGAUGAUCACAUACUACGGCUGGUCGGAUGUAGUGGCGUUAUAUAACGAUGAUGACAACAGCAGAAACGGUGUUACCGCGUUAGGCGAUGAGCUUGAAGAGAGGCGUUGUAAGAUUUCUUACAAGGCGGUGCUUCCACUGGACGUUGUGAUUACUAGUCCAGCUGAGAUCAUAGAGGAGCUGACUAAGAUCCGAGGAAUGGAGUCUCGGAUCAUCGUUGUGAACACUUUCCCAAAUACAGGCAAAAUGAUCUUCGAGGAAGCAAAGAAACUUGGGAUGAUGGAGAAAGGCUAUGUUUGGAUAGCUACAACUUGGCUGUCUUCUCUAGUAGACUCAGAUUUCCCUCUGGAUCUUAAAUCUCUCAAUGGAGUUCUGACACUACGUCUUCACACUCCUGAUUCAAGAAAGAAAAGAGACUUUGCGGCACGGUGGAAGAAGAACAAGACUAUUGGGUUGAAUGUCUAUGGUUUGUAUGCUUAUGAUACUGUCUGGAUCAUUGCACAAGCUGUGAAGUCAUUUCUGGAAGCUGGAGGUAAUCUAACCUUCUCUCAUGAUGCAAAGUUAAGCAACCUUAAAGGCGAAGCGUUGAAUCUAAGUGCGUUGAGCAGAUUUGAUGAAGGACCACAGCUUCUUGAUUACAUUAUGCGUACAAAGAUGUCUGGUCUAACAGGUCCGGUUCAGUUUCAUCGAGACAGAUCAAUGGUACAGCCUUCAUAUGAUAUUAUCAACGUGGUCGAUGGCCGUUUUCGCCAAAUAGGUUACUGGUCUAACCAUUCUGGUCUUUCUGUUGUGCCUCCUGAAUCGUUUUAUAACAAACCUUCUAACCGUUCUAGCUCAAACCAGCAUCUGAACUCUGUAACUUGGCCUGGAGGGACAUCGGUUACGCCUCGUGGAUGGGUUUUUCCUAACAACGGGAAGCUGUUGAGGAUCGGUGUUCCGAAUAGAGCAAGCUUCAAGGACUUUGUGUCGAGGGUCAACGGAAGCAGCAGCCACAAAGUGCAAGGGUAUUGCAUCGAUGUGUUUGAAGCUGCGGUGAAACUGCUUUCAUAUCCGGUUCCUCACGAGUUCAUCUUCUUCGGAGACGGUCUCCAGAAUCCAAACUACAAUGAUCUUGUCAACAAGGUCGCCAAUGGGGUUGACUUCGAUGCUGCUGUAGGAGAUAUAGCCAUUGUCACAAAACGAACAAGGAUUGUGGAUUAUACUCAGCCUUACAUUGAGUCAGGCCUUGUUGUGGUUGCUCCUGUGACAGCGCUUAACGAAAAUCCUUGGGCCUUCUUACGCCCUUUCACUCCUCCUAUGUGGGCUGUAACAGCUUCUUUUUUCAUGGUCGUUGGAGCUGUGAUAUGGAUUCUUGAACACCGGACAAACGAUGAGUUUCGAGGUCCUCCAAGGAGACAAAUCAUUACCAUUCUCUGGUUCACAUUCUCGACCAUGUUUUUCUCUCACAUGCAACAGCUAAAUUCACCUAUAAAAGGAGUAGAUACACUCAUCAGCAGCAGUGGUCGUAUUGGCUUCCAGGUUGGUUCAUUUGCUGAAAACUACAUGAUUGAUGAGCUCAACAUCGCCAGAUCAAGACUUGUGGCUCUCGGCUCCCCUCAAGAGUACGCUAUUGCGCUUCAGAAUGGUACUGUUGCUGCAAUAGUUGAUGAACGUCCUUAUGUUGAUCUCUUUCUCUCAGACUACUGUAAGUUUGCCAUCAGAGGUCAAGAGUUCACCAGAUGCGGUUGGGGAUUUGCAUUCCCAAGAGACUCUCCUUUAGCAGUGGACAUGUCAACAGCAAUUCUUGGUCUAUCUGAAACUGGGGAGCUUCAGAGGAUCCAUGACAGAUGGCUUUCCAAAUCUAACUGCAGCAGCCCGCACGGGUCUCAGUCAGGUGACUCAGAACAGCUCAACGUGCACAGCUUCUGGGGGAUGUUCCUUGUCUGUGGUAUCGCUUGUCUUGUAGCUCUCUUUAUCCACUUUGUCAAGGUAGUCCGCAACUUCAUCAAACACAAGCCAGAAGAAGAAGAAAAGGAUAUACCUUCACCAGAGAGUUCUCGUUUGAAAAAGCUGCAGACUUUUCUAGCUUAUAUUGACGAAAAGGAAGAGGAAUCCAAGAGAAGGUUUAAGCGCAAACGAAGCAGUCUUUCUAUGAAUGCAAAUAGUAGUAUCUCAUCUAGACAAAUAUGAAAUAAACAUAAGGUGUUCUUUGUUCAUCUGUACAUUUUAAUCACACCUCAUUUGUAAGCAAAAUUGGAUUUUGUCAUAGAUGCAGAUUUGGAUAAAGAAUAAUACAUUUACCAAUCA
Molecule: messenger RNA, 3406 nt
Organism: Brassica napus (rape)
Lineage: Eukaryota; Viridiplantae; Streptophyta; Magnoliopsida; Brassicales; Brassicaceae
Product: glutamate receptor 3.1
Exons: 5
Coding region: 659-3289 (876 amino acids)
Cellular component (GO): plasma membrane
Molecular function (GO): signaling receptor activity; ligand-gated monoatomic ion channel activity
Source: RefSeq, a predicted model, not a curated record